AUGAGAUGGCGGUCUGGGUGGUGGCUGGCGAUGUUGGUGGCGAUGGGUAGAGGAGGUGGUGGUGGUAGAAGCGAGGACAGGGCUAGGAACAGGGAUGGAGAGGACGAGGACGAGGACGAGGACGAAGAUCAGAUCGAAGAGGACGAAAAGGAUAGCCAUUGCUGGAGGCAGAGGCAGAGCAUGUGUGCGUAUGCGGAGCUGCAGCAGUCUCCUCACUUCAGUUUCCUUCCGAAGCUUCACGUCGCUGGGCCAAGCAAGCACGUAGCGAGACCUUCGAACACGGAGAGCUCUAGCAGCGCCUGGGGUGUCAUGCUGGUGGCAUGCACCGCUGGCGUUUGGACUUCAAAGGGACAUCGACUCCUCUCACCCUUCCUCCCCAUCCGACUCCACGGGAGGAGGAGGAGACUGUACACGGGGAGAGCGGUGCCUUACGACUCGGGGAAUGAGGAGAGGGCCCAGUAUGAGAGCUUGCCCUCUGUUGCUACUUGGAAUCAGCCGUCCAACAUGCUACAGGGCCGAAAGCUUGAGCUCCUACUUGAAGCUACUCUUCCUGCCAUGGAUGGUCCAGAGACUUUCUACGGCCUGGGAUGCAACGAGACCGAGUUUAAGCUCUUUCUUGAUUAUAUCGCAGGAAGAAAUUUGACAGAAGAGCAAGUUAACAUCUCGAGCAAGUACGUCGACACCGGCGACGACAACGUGCGAUCGAUGCUGCGAAUGCACUGGAACAGUUGUCACCUCCUGCUCAAGAACAAGAGUUCCAAGAAUGUCAUGGCAGCCGAUACACGGCUGGUUGCGGAAGUCAAAGGUUACCUUAAGUUGAUGGAAUCGUUCGAGACGGAACCGAUGCGAGGAUCGGCUCUACUCCAGUGGCUUCAAGAACAAUGCGGAGAAUCGCUGAUACAGAGAUGCCAAGCAGGCAGCAACUUGUCACUGGAAGAAACUCAAAGCGCCCUCAAAGAACUUCUGAAUUGGUUUAAGAAAGAGUUUCCCUACUACGACCAGGGUUGCUUUCACUGCGGCAACAAGGAGGGUCAAAGACUUGGUUCGGUGAAGGCGAGCGAGCAAGAAGAAGAAUUUCUCGCACGGCGGAGUGAAAUCCUCUUUUGCCCCAGCUGCUCCAGAUAUAGCCGAUUCGUGCGAUACAACACGGUGAACAAGGUGAUAGAGACGAAGAAAGGAAGGUGCGGCGAAUACAGCAUGUUCAUGUAUCAUGUCAUGCAGUCCCUGGGAUAUGAAACAAGGCGAAUCGCGUUCGAGCUCUGCAGCUGGACUUCAGCUCGUUCACUGCUGAACUUCUCCUCCCGGAAGAUGUACCUCUCCUGGGGCAAGAAGCUCACCUACAUCAUCGCCUUCGUCCGGUCCAACGAGCCUCCAGCUCUCUCCCUCCUGCUGACACCGAGCAGGGGCCGGUGCGAGGACGUGACGACCGACUACGUAGACGACAUGGAGGAGGUGCGGAAACGGCGAGACCUUACCGACGAAGACUUGAAGGCGAGCCUAGAGACAGCCCAGAAGGAGUUCCAGCAAGAGCAAGCGAGCGCGUCCUAG
This is a messenger RNA of Guillardia theta CCMP2712, 1548 nucleotides long. RefSeq lists its product as hypothetical. The record is from RefSeq and is a predicted model, not a curated record. Bases 1 to 1548 code for a protein of 515 amino acids. The transcript is spliced from 19 exons. Lineage: Eukaryota; Cryptophyceae; Pyrenomonadales; Geminigeraceae.